AUGGUCAACUCCUGUUGUGGUUCCAGCUGUGGCUCCUGCUGCUGCAGGCCCACCUGCUGCCAGAGGCCAGGGCCCGCCGGCGCCCUCCCCUGCUGCCGCCCUUGCUGCUGUGGCUCCAGCUGCUGUGGCACCAGUUGCUGCCGCCCCUCCUGCUGUGGCUGUGGCUCCAGCGGUUGUGGCUCCUGUGGUUGUGGCUCUAGCGGCUGUAGCUCUUGUGGUUGUGGCUCCUGUGGUUGUGGCUCCAGCGGUUGUGGCCAGGAUAAUGGUUGUGGCUCCUGUGGUUGUGGCUCCUGUGGUUGUGGUUCCAACUGCUGUUGCCCCAGCUGCUGCCUGCGUCCAGUCUGUGGCAAAGUGUGCUGCCAUACCACUUGCUAUCGUCCAACCUGUGUCAUCUCCACCUGCCCUCGUCCCAUGUGCUGCGCCAUCCCUUGCUGCUGAGCCCUAGACCCACCUCCUCCUUCACUUUGCUUCCA
This is a messenger RNA of Tupaia belangeri chinensis (Chinese tree shrew), 473 nucleotides long. RefSeq names its product keratin-associated protein 5-4. The record is from RefSeq and is a predicted model, not a curated record. NCBI's taxonomy places the organism in Eukaryota, Metazoa, Chordata, Mammalia, Scandentia, Tupaiidae. The transcript is spliced from 2 exons. Bases 1 to 438 code for a protein of 145 amino acids.